GCUUGCACAUGACAACUUGAAGGAGAUGAAAAACAGUUAGAAAAGCUCGCGCAACGAUUUCAGUACAUUUUGUGUUUCCGUUAUUUGUGGCAAUAGCACCACGGCUAGUAGCUGUGCUGCAAUCCGUGUGAACGAGCAACAAACAAACAUAGUAUACAUACAAAGUGUAAGGAAUUGUACGAGCGACGACAACGACGCUGCUGCUAUAAAUAUUACAUACAGAGAUAUUACAUACAGAGGUGCGAGAUUUGUGCAAAGUAAUAGAUUUUUAAUAAACAAGUUACGCUUGAAUAACAAAAAAACCAUCGACCCAUUCCACCCGCAAACACACACAUACACAUAUUAAUAGCAUGGAUAUCUUAACUCAAAUACUGAAUAUGAAUGCUGGCGGCGCGUAUGGCGGUGGCAAGGCGGGUGGCGCUUUCGAUCCGCUCACAUUUGCCAUGAAACCGCAAGUGGUGAUACGCGCUCUAUGUUGGCUCUUUUCCAUCGUUGUCUUUGGCUGCAUUUCAUCGGAGGGUUGGCGCACCGACGAGAAUGGCAAGGAGGUGUGUCUGUACAAUGGCGAUGCCAUGGCGUGCAAAUAUGGCAAUACAAUCGGUGUAUUCGGUUUUUUGGCGUCGAUGGCCUUCAUCGCUGGUGAGUACCUGUUCGAACGCAUGUCAUCGGUGAAGAGCCGGAAACGUUAUGUGAUGGCGGAUAUGGGAUUCUCAGCUUUCUGGGCCUUCAUGUACUUCAUUUCGUUUGUGUACUUGUGGUCGCAGUGGUCCUCUGCGCCUAUGCCACCAGGUGGUGUUGGCUCUAGUAAUAUGGAAGCGGCAAUAUUUUUCUCUUUUUUCUCGAUUUUUGUGUGGGCACUUUGCGCUUUUCUCGCCUACAAACGCUUUCUGAUCGGCGCCGGUGAUGAAUUCACAUCCGCCUUUGAAACAGAUCCAGCGAACGUAGUGCAUCAGCAAGCAUACACAAGCUACUCCAUGGACAACGACAAUGAUCAAUACAGCACGUCACCGUUUAGUGGCCAACAACAACAAGGUAUGGAGCAGCAAGGCAUGGAAUACCAACAGCCCACCUAUUAAAGUCAGCGAGCUAAUACUACGUGUACAACAUUAGCAUUAUAACUAAUAGGCUAAGAUAUAAUAACGUGUGAGCGCCACUAAAGCUCAAGCAAUUGGGCAUUUGUGAGUUAAGUAUGCUUUGCGCUGUACAGAUUUAGCAGAACAAAAACAAGUUAAUUUUUAAAUGAAAAAAUGAACCGUAAACACCGAUAGUAAACAUAUACAGACAUGAAUACAUACAUACAUGUUGAAAUAGUAACGUAACAUAAAUAUAAAUAAAAUUUAUAAAAAAUAUUUGCUAAACGAACGACAAAAGGAAGUUACUCACAAAAGCCACGAAAAAGCUGUAAAGCUGUAAAAGCUGUAAAGCUCUGCUCAUAAUCCAAACAACGCACAUUCAGAGAUGAAAUUAGGCCGCACGCUUCAUUGGUAUAUCAGUAAAUUGCAAUAAUUAGUUGCAUGAGAAGUGCUAUUUUGAGGUUAGCGAAGCUUAGUUAAGGAUUCUUGACGUUAUUCUUGUCGGUGCUGAGCUCUCAAAAUAAUGCGUAAAUCUGAGGUACUUAUGGAAUUGUGGACCAUGAACUUAAAAGCGUUUAUGUAUUAUAAAAUGACACUACAGUAACUAUUUGAUUGUUUGAACUAUGCAUAGGUACAUGCAUAUAUGCGAUUUUUCUUGACUUUGCUUUCAUUUUUAUUUUUUUAUAUU
Molecule: messenger RNA, 1761 nt
Organism: Bactrocera dorsalis (oriental fruit fly)
Lineage: Eukaryota; Metazoa; Arthropoda; Insecta; Diptera; Tephritidae
Gene: Syngr
Product: synaptogyrin
Exons: 6
Coding region: 351-1076 (241 amino acids)
Cellular component (GO): neuromuscular junction; synaptic vesicle membrane
Source: RefSeq, a predicted model, not a curated record